AUGUCAGCCAGGUCUCAGUCGCCUGUUAUCCUCUACAUGGACUAUUUUUCACAGCCAUCUCGAGCAGUCCUUUCAUUCUGCUUGAUCGCCAAUAUUCCGCACGAAGUCAGAGAAAUCAGAAUUAUGAGGGGUGACCAUCUAAGCGAAGAGUUCAGCAGAAUCAACCCAAUAAAAACAAUCCCCACUAUUGUUCACAACAAUAUAACUAUCUGCGAGUCUCAUGCAAUUUUAGCAUAUUUAGCGACUGUUUUUCAUGCAGAAGACCACUGGUAUCCUUCAGAUCCAGCUCAAAGAGCUUAUGUUGACCAAUAUCUUCAUUGACAUCAUCAAAACAUCAGAUUUGGAUGCGGGUAUUAUGUAUUUUUCAGGAUCUACGGAAUUAAAUUGAAAGUUGUAAAAAGUUCAGUUGACAUUGACGAAAUGAUUUUGGAAAGGCAGAAAAAGGCAUUAGCAUUUGUAAACGAAACACUUUCGGCUUUCCCCUUUAUUGCAAAAACAUAUUCACCAACUAUUGCAGAUUUAUCGUGCUACUGCGAGUUUUCUCAAAUGGAGAUACUUAACUUUGAUUUCAGUGAAUAUCCAAAUAUCAUAAAUUGGAUGAGGGUAAUAGGAGAAAUCCAGGGAGUUAAAGAAGCGCAUAGAGUUUGGAAUAAGUUUUUACCAAGAAUGAAAAUGUAA
Messenger RNA from Blepharisma stoltei, 678 nucleotides. Lineage: Eukaryota; Ciliophora; Heterotrichea; Heterotrichida; Blepharismidae. The record is from the annotation of a GenBank genome assembly.